Ochotona curzoniae (black-lipped pika) is the source of this 2640-nucleotide messenger RNA. It is a transcript of the gene TTLL6, whose product is annotated as tubulin tyrosine ligase like 6. The transcript has 15 exons. Lineage: Eukaryota; Metazoa; Chordata; Mammalia; Lagomorpha; Ochotonidae. The record is from RefSeq and is a predicted model, not a curated record. Gene Ontology annotation, biological process: microtubule cytoskeleton organization; protein polyglutamylation. Gene Ontology annotation, molecular function: tubulin-glutamic acid ligase activity; tubulin binding. Gene Ontology annotation, cellular component: cilium.
AUGGGAGCGUGUGUCCUUAAUCUGUCGACGAGGGGGUCCGCAGGUGUAGGGAGCUGGUAUUUCCCCAGGGCCUGCACCCUGACCAGGGAGAUGUUGCAUUGCCUGACUUCUGAACGGGAGCCAGUGACCCAAUCUGAGGACCGAGAGCAGAAGCCCAUGGAAGAUCCUAAAGACAUCAUCACCCUGGCUUUUGUGAGAGAGAACACUGGGGUGUCAAACGGACCUCGGAACGCCCAGCACCAAGGCAAGAAGAAGAAGAAGAGGAAGAAAAAGAGAUGAUUGGUGAUCAAUCUAUCCAGCUGCCGGUAUGAGAGCGUGCGCAGGGCAGCCGAGGAGUACGGGCUCAGGGAGGGAGGCGAAAAUGAUGACUGGACCCUCUACUGGACAGACUAUGCCGUGUCGCUGGAACGGGUGAUGGAAAUGAAAAGCUACCAGAAAAUCAACCAUUUUCCUGGGAUGAGUGAAAUCUGCCGCAAGGACCUGCUGGCCAGGAACAUGAGUCGCAUGCUGAAGAUGUUCCCAAAAGAUUUCCACUUUUUCCCCAGGACCUGGUGUCUUCCUGCUGACUGGGGUGACUUGCAGGCCUACAGCAGGCUGAGAAAGAACAAGACAUUCAUUUGUAAGCCAGACUCAGGCUGCCAAGGGAGAGGAAUAUUUGUCACACGGACGGUGAAGGAGAUCAAGCCGGGGGAGGACAUGAUCUGCCAGCUGUAUAUCUCAAAGCCCUUUAUCAUCGACGGGUUCAAGUUCGACCUGCGCAUCUACGUGCUGAUAACAUCCUGUGACCCUCUUAGGAUUUUCGUAUACAAUGAAGGGUUGGCCCGCUUUGCCACCACCUGCUACUCUCACCCUUGCAUGGACAACCUGGAUGAUAUCUGUAUGCACCUGACUAAUUACUCCAUCAAUAAGCACAGUUCAAAUUUCAUUGAAGAUGCCCACUCAGGCAGCAAGAGGAAGCUCUCCACCUUCAACUUGUACAUGGAAAGCCACGGCCACAACCUGAAGCAGAUAUGGGGGGACAUUGAAGACAUGAUCAUCAAGACGAUCAUCUCAGCCCACCCCAUUAUCAAGCAUAACUACCACACGUGCUUCCCCAACCACACGCUCAACAGUGCCUGCUUUGAGAUCCUGGGCUUCGACGUCCUGCUGGACCACAAACUCAAACCCUGGCUGCUGGAGGUCAACCACUCUCCGAGCUUCUCCACCGACUCCAGGUUGGACAAAGAAGUGAAGGACAGUCUGCUGUACGACACCUUGGUCCUGAUCAACUUGGGCAGCUGUGACAAGAAGAAGGUCCUGCAGGAGGAGAGGCAACGGGGGCGUUUCCUGCAGCAAUGCCGGUCGCGGGAGAUCAGGAUGGAGGAAGCCCGAAGCUUCCAAGCCAUAAGGCUGGCAAAGACAGAGAAAUACGAGAGGGAGAACCAUGGUGGGUUCCGGCUGAUCUACCCCAGUCUGAAUUCGGAGAAGUAUGAGAAGUUUUUCCAGGACAACAGCUCGCUUUUCCAGAAUACUGUAGCUUCCAGGGCACGGGAGGUGUAUGCCCGGCAGCUGAUCCAGGAGCUGAGGCUGAAACAGGAGAGCAAAACUUUCCCACGGAAAGAGAAGAAGGUGGAGAUGCAGGGGGAGUCAGCGGAUGAACACACGAGGGGCAAGGGCACCAGGAUAUGGCAACAGAGACAGCCCUGGAAGUGCAAGACCACCCCUUGUGCCUCCAAACAAUCCUUCCAGCCUUUGUCGCUGGGGUCCUGUAUCCCUGACCUGCUCUUGAAUGUCGGAGAUGUCAAGACAAACGAGCCAGACAGUGGUUCUCACGAGAAGACUCCCAAGAAGAAAGUUGGCCCUGCUGCCCACAAACCUACGUGUGCCCGGCACUACAGCUCCGUGCCCGACCUCAGGAAUUCCAGUCUCAGCUGCUCUGGCCUGGAGCUUGAUAAACCCAACAGUAGAACCAAGAAGGCCAAGUCUACUCCUGCCUUCGUGUGCAUAUUCCCGGGUACCAGACCCCUAACCUCUGUAGAAACCUCACCAGAGCCCACUACCCCAGGCUCCACUUCCUCGGAAUCUCUGGCCAACCUGACCUUGACCACCAGUUCUGAGUGCAGCAGCCCGGAGACAGUCAGGGCGAUCUUCCAGAAAGACAAGCCACCACGCCACCACAUCUCCCUGCCACUCCCCCAGGAGAAAACACCAAAACCUGUGCCAGCCACGAAACUUCACAGCUCCUCCAAGAAUCAGGGCCCUAGCUGGUCUUGGCUGAAGCAUGACCCAGAGAAGCAGCAACAGCAGCGCCUGAAGUGGGAGCUGUGUACCAAGGCUCCGCCCAGGAGGAAGCGCUUCUCAGGCCCAGCUCACCGCAACACCAUGCUGGUGCUGGGCGCCCAGUCACAAAACUCCUCCUGGUCCAGGGAGUGCCACUCCCACAGCAGCCGCAGCUCUGGAAAGAAGAAGCAGCUGGAUACCUGCGCCCUCCCCUCCCUGCAGGGUCCUCAGAGUGACCUACGGGUAAUCGCCACCCCAGCCCGACUAGAUCCCAGGCCUGGACGAAUCCAUGCAAAUGCUGUGAGGGACACAUGUGUACAGGACCAGGAAGUGUGUAGUCCCUGCCUGGCCUCUGGUGUGAGAGGAUGUGAGAAGAACUAG